Molecule: messenger RNA, 451 nt
Organism: Ilex paraguariensis (yerba mate)
Lineage: Eukaryota; Viridiplantae; Streptophyta; Magnoliopsida; Aquifoliales; Aquifoliaceae
Source: the annotation of a GenBank genome assembly
GCGAAUUUCUCCUUACAAUUCGCUUUUUCCGAUCUCCGUCGAAUUCAAUCAUAGGGUUUAUUUCUCUCUACUCUUUCAAUCCACCUCAAAUUUUACGAUUUGAAGCCCGAUUUCUAGUAUCAGAGCUUCCAAUCUCAAGAUAAGCAUCUCACUUUUUUCACGGACAAAUAUUCAAAACUGAAGGGCAUUGAUUCGACGCUUGGCGUGAUAAAUGGAAGUUGAUUUCAAUGGGGAUGUGGCGAGUCUCGACGCCGAAUUGUUGCAGCUUCCAGAGGUAUCUCCUUUGGCUAUAAAGACAAAUCCUUAUGUAGCCGAGAAGCUUUUUGAGCAAUGGCUUUCGCUUCCCGNUCAAUGGGGAUGUGGCGAGUCUCGACGCCGAAUUGUUGCAGCUUCCAGAGGUAUCUUCUUUGGCUAUAAAGACAAAUCCUUAUGUAGCCGAGAAGCUUUUUGA